CCUGGAUAAGUGGGGUUGAAGCCUCUUAAAUGUUGAUGAGGAAGGUUAGCUGGAGUGAGCAGAAUGAAGAAGGUUAGGGCUGUGAUGGUUUUACCCUCUUUGUGGUGCUAUGAGGGUGCCUACCUCAGGUCUUUUGCUCGAUUUCUGCUGGGAUUCCUAGGUUUCAUCUUCUGGGGUACUGCUGCAGCUCAGAUGUUUGGUGGAGUUUCAGUGAUCCUGAUGAUCAAGAACUACAGAUGUUUAUUUCAGGAGUCUUACUUGUCUCUCCCUGGUUGGUUGGCUCUUGCAACUGCACUUACAUUGCUACCUACUGGAGUUUUGGCUGUCUCUAUUUCUGUUAAGUGUUCCCGCCAUCAGCAAGGGACUCUCAUGUACUUGCUGCUGCUCCUUCUUUGCUUAGAAAUGUCUUCAGCAGCUCUAGCACAUUCCUACUGUGUUAGGACAGCGUCUCAGCUGGAAAGUGCUAUGGGUUACCUUGUUCACCAGCACAACUGGACAUGCUCCCAGGAUCCCGGAAACAGUGCUGUGGAUGUGAUACAGAGAGAGCUGCAGUGUUGUGGGGUCCACAACUACACAGACUGGCUAAAGGCAUCAUCCUUUUUGUAUCAUCCAGCUUGUGUCCCUGAAAGCUGCUGUAAGGAGAAGUAUUCUCAUUGCAGGGGAGACUUAGGCUAUGUGGAGCAACUUUCUGAGGAAGGCUGUCUAGAGAAGCUGGAAGACCAAUUGUGUUUUUCCAUGAUGUACAUCUUUUGGUGUUGUACUGUGCUAAGCAUCUUGGAGCUCUUGGCUGCUGUCAGCAAUGCCAUCCUCAUGAGACGUCAGCCAUUCCAUGAACUUUGUAUUCUGGACUCGUAUACCUUCUUACAGGACUAUAGAGAUGUGCUGGCAAAGGCUCUGUCCUACCUGCGUUGGACUGCACAGUGUGUGCUUGUAUAUAUGUGUCUGUUUGGAAAGUGUCUUAAGCCUCUCUGCUGACCUGGGAAUGGGCACUCCAGCAGCUUUAUCCUUUGGUAAGUAUGUGUAGGAGAUCUUGAGGGCCUACAGCUGCACCACAUUAGGUUUUACUGGACUGGAAACAAGGAAAAGGUCUGGGUCCUUUUCCUGCUGGACCUGGCAACUCCCUUAGUGCUUGAAGUAAUAGUCAGUUCAAUCAUUAUUGCUCUAAGUUUUUCACCAAACUUCAGGUAACUUAGUGGAAAUUUCAGACCUAAAUCACCAGAAACUGAUUUUCAUGAGUGGAAAAGAGAAAAAACCAGAGAACACUAGGUCAGUUCUUGAAUGCUAAUUAUUAGCCGUGUGAAACAACAAACAUGAAAUAUACUGCAAAUCUUCUCCAGUAAAAAAAAAGCAAAAGAACGACAAACCAAACCAACCAAAAAACCCCACCAAAAUCCAAACCCCUCCUUUCAAACAAUUAAGGUAUUGUUUUAGAUAAAGGAAAAUAACUAAUUCAUUAGACAGAGUAGUUCUUCAAUAAAGAGGGAAUGACAUGGGAUGGGUGUGGCAAUGAAUGAUGUUUGUCUGGUUAAGCACCACAAUAGGAACUUUGUGGUACCCUGGCACAUAGAUGCUUUGCAAUGCAAAUUACUGUUAUGACAUUAAAAAGAUGCGAUGAAAGUGAAGUGACAAUAAUAGGCCCAGGGAAAAAGAUUUUAUUGGAGAAAGUGGAAGAUGGAGUAGGUAAAGUACCUUUUUACCAUUUGCCUUUAUUAAGGAAGUUAUUAUUAUUCUCAAAUCUUAUACCUUACAACUUACUUCACAGUUUCUGAGCCAGAGUCUCUUAGAAGGGAAUGCCCAUAUUUUUCAUCAUUAAGCAGAAAGUAAUAAUUUCAAGGUGAUUAAAAAGAGUUACUUAUGCGGAUACCUUCAUCUAUUGUGUCUGCUAAAAGUUAAGGUCAUUCAUGAUUCCCUCUAUUCUUACUGUACUAAGAAAAUGAAAAUAUAAAUAUGAAAUUGACUGGACAUUGAGUAUAUGAAAUAGCUUUUAGUAGUUAUUUUUUCCCUUGCAUAUUUUUCCCUGUAGAAGAGCAGAUAGUAAACCCAGUAGUAAGUGUGAGGAUGCAUGAGACAGACAUAAUCCAGCUAAAAAUGGUUGAUAGUAGAGUAGAAGACAAAACAAUAGAUUUAUUACUCAUUUGAUGUUUUCCAGUUUGUUUCUGAAUACUUACUUUGGGACAGGAAUAACUUCUUUUGAAAUAAAAAUGGUGCUAUUUCUAAGCAAGUGCACUUAGUUUCUGUAUUGUAAGAUACAUAAAUGUAAGAUACAUAAAUCCUUAGGUGCUAUUGUAUUCUAUGCAUUUUGUAUUAAUUCUGAAAGGAUCACCAGCUGUUUUUCAUAAACUAAAAAAAUUAGCAGCUGUAUAGGAAGGCAGCAAAUGACUUACAGUUAGCAUUUCUGAAAAUUGUGUUCGUUUAGAUUUGAAGGGGAAAAACUGAUAUCCAGUGCAAAGCUGGAAAUGUGUUCUGUGAUUACCCUUUUACAGAGCUUUUAUAUAUAUAUAUCCCAUAUAUUCCAUACAUGAGCUGGUGACUAUACUGUGAUAUGUUUUGUAGAAGGCAACAGUCAGAAAGUUAGAAUUGUUUCUGAAAUGUAAAAGACAUUUUUAUUUUUGCAGCUUUUUCUUAACUGUCUUUCCCUCUUUCCCUCUUUCCAAUUUUUUUUCCAAGAACUCUGUAUUUUUUCCCUUAUUCCUUUAUUGUGAAUGCUGGCUUGAUUUAACUCUGAGUAGAACAUAAUUCAGCUUCUGAAUUAUGAGUUGUUCUUCAUCAAAUCUCUUGUCUUUUCAGUUCAAAAUUAAAUUCUGUCUCACAAACAGAAAGCAGAAAAUCUAGGCUUUGCUAGGAGGUGAUUGAAGACUCAGUCCCUGCCUAUCUUACAUGGAUAUUGUUAAAUCAGUUAAAAUUACUCUUUAAUUGAAAUUAUGGCUUUUGUAGUCUGUUGUAGAAUUGCACUAUGUAGAGUAGCAGGAGGUUGUAGAGUUACACGUUGUAUUUUCUUGAAAAAUUCGGCUUGCACAUAUAGGUUAACCUCCUUCUUACAAGGUGGAAUUACACAGGGCAAUAAAGAAGCUGAGAGAAGAAAGGAAAUCUAACUCUAAACUAUCACAGUAUCAUCCUGGAAGAUGAUGCAAAUAAUUUUUGACCUAAGAAGUACAGAGAAUGAGCUGAACUACUUAUUCAAUUAUGUCAAAUGGUCAGCAUUCAUUUAUUAAAUAAUAUAAAGUGAAAUUCAAUUAGAGCAAGUAAGUGAUUGCAUUAUGUAAAGCAAUUUUUAAAACUGGGUAAUAUGAUAAUCAUUUAUUACAUUAGGUUCAGAAUAUUGGAUAUUGGUACUUGAAUUAAUGGAAAUGCUUAUGAUGGACUAGUUAAAAGAGUUUGCAAGUGAAACCACUCCUCCUUGUAUUUCUUUUUUAGUAUUGAAUGUGCUGCUAUUGCUUUCAAAGCAAAGGCUCAGAUUUUACUGUGGCAUUGUUCUUAUAAGUAAAUUCUUGUAAACAGUACUUGUAAAGCUAAUUAAUAAGAUGUCCAAAACAUGGGGGAAAGGAUCACCAAUUAAGCGUCUUAACAGAGGGAAAAAUUGAGUGCUAAAAUUGCAAUCUUAUAGUAAACAUACUAACAUAUUAUGAAAAUAAAAUAUCUCAGUAUCUUUCUACAA
This is a messenger RNA of Passer domesticus (house sparrow), 3655 nucleotides long. RefSeq names its product tetraspanin-3-like. Lineage: Eukaryota; Metazoa; Chordata; Aves; Passeriformes; Passeridae. The transcript is spliced from 2 exons. The coding region runs from base 64 to 975 and encodes 303 amino acids. The record is from RefSeq and is a predicted model, not a curated record. Gene Ontology annotation, cellular component: plasma membrane.